This is a messenger RNA of Schizophyllum commune H4-8, 837 nucleotides long. RefSeq names its product Ribonuclease/ribotoxin. The transcript is spliced from 3 exons. NCBI's taxonomy places the organism in Eukaryota, Fungi, Basidiomycota, Agaricomycetes, Agaricales, Schizophyllaceae. The coding region runs from base 381 to 770 and encodes 129 amino acids. Gene Ontology annotation, molecular function: RNA binding; RNA nuclease activity. The record is from RefSeq and is a predicted model, not a curated record.
GACUGGCGAAGCUCUCGCCUUCCGCCGUCCCAAUUGAACCAUACCGGUGAUCACGCCUCUGCGGAGCGCGGGCACGACGCUGCGCUCGGGCUUCCGUUUCACGAUGCAACGCCUCCCUCCGCGUGCCCCUCAAGCCUGCACCCCCGCGUGCUGCCGACAUGCUCUCUUGCAGCCCUCAUGUGCGUCCCCGACACGCUCUCAUGUGCGCCGCCGCCGGGCGAUAAGCCACCAGCAACGUGCGCGUGGGCCCCGCGCACGCGGUCACGCCGACAGCGACCACCGCGAAGGUAUAUAACCCCCACCUGACGACGUCGAAGUUCAGCGCUCUCCCCGCACUCGCCCUCGCUCGGCCUUGUCCUUCCCUCGACUCGUUCUUCGUCAUGCUCGCUGCCACCCUCCUCUCCCUCGCCGCGGUCGCGUCCGCUGCCGUCGUGCACCAGCGCGCGUAUCCCUCGGGCGACGUCACCUGCGGCAGCAACACCUACUCGGUCGACGAGGUGAAGGCCGCCGUGCAGAACGGCGUCGACCACUUGGACAACCCGAUCGGCGACAACUCGUACCCGCAUGCUUUUCACAACUACGAGGGCCUGGACUUGUACUGCAGCGGCGACUCGGACUACAGCGAGUUCCCCAUCCUGAAGUCGGGCGACUAUGAUGGCGACUCGCCUGGCGCGGACCGCGUCAUCUUCGCCGACAACGGUGACUACUGCGCCGUUGUCACCCACACCGGCGCCUCCGGCAACAACUUCGUCUCCUGCGAGGGCGACUAAAGGUUGUGCGAGAGGCCAAGUUAUGACUAUUCGGGACAUCGGGAUGCCCCUCAUGACAAUGUUGUAU